Messenger RNA from Monopterus albus (swamp eel), 3591 nucleotides. It is a transcript of the gene cse1l, whose product is annotated as CSE1 chromosome segregation 1-like (yeast). Gene Ontology annotation, biological process: protein export from nucleus; protein import into nucleus. Bases 134 to 3043 code for a protein of 969 amino acids. The record is from RefSeq and is a predicted model, not a curated record. NCBI's taxonomy places the organism in Eukaryota, Metazoa, Chordata, Actinopteri, Synbranchiformes, Synbranchidae. Gene Ontology annotation, molecular function: small GTPase binding; nuclear export signal receptor activity. Gene Ontology annotation, cellular component: cytosol; nuclear envelope. The transcript has 25 exons.
CAGAAGGCGGACCGCGCAGUUCCUUUUGCUUGAGACAUUUGAAAGCUGGCACGGACGAGCACGUCUUUACGGUCUGUUCUGCAUCAUCAUUCUAUUUUAACUGAAUUUUACUCUUACGCCCUUAGUUACGAGCAUGGAACUGAAUGAUGCUAACCUACAAACCCUCACCGAGUUCCUUAGGAAAACGCUGGACCCAGAUCCAACAGUCAGACGUCCAGCUGAAAAGUUUCUUGAAUCAGUGGAGGGGAACCAGAACUACCCUUUGUUACUACUCACUUUGCUGGAGAAGUCCCAAGACAACGUGAUUCGUGUCUGCGCUGCUGUUACAUUCAAGAAUUACAUCAAAAGAAACUGGCGCAUUGUUGAAGAGGAGCCAAACAAAAUCUCCAAUCCAGACCGGACAGCAAUUAAAGCAAACAUCGUGAAUUUGAUGCUAAGCAGCCCUGAACAGAUACAAAAACAGUUGAGCGAUGCCAUCAGCAUCAUAGGAAGAGAGGAUUUUCCUCAGAAAUGGCCUGACCUGCUAACUGAGAUGGUAACCCGAUUCAGAAGUGGAGACUUCCACAUCAUCAAUGGAGUGCUCCGUACAGCACACUCCCUCUUUAAGAGGUACCGCCACGAGUUUAAGUCAAAUGAGCUUUGGUCGGAGAUAAAACUAGUAUUGGACACAUUUGCCCUACCUUUGACAGAGCUGUUCAAGGCAACUAUUGAGUUGUGUCAGACUCAUGCUACGGACAUCAAUGCCUUGAAGGUCCUCUUCUCCUCCCUCACACUCAUCUCUAAGCUUUUCUACAGCCUUAACUUCCAGGAUCUUCCAGAGUUUUUUGAAGACAAUAUGGAAACCUGGAUGACCAAUUUCCAUGGCCUACUGACUUUGGAUAAUAAGCUUCUACAAACAGAUGAUGAGGAGGAAGCAGGUCUCCUGGAGCUGCUGAAGUCUCAGAUCUGUGACAAUGCUGCUCUUUACGCUCAGAAGUAUGACGAGGAAUUUCAGCCAUAUCUGCCACGCUUCGUCACUGCUAUCUGGAACCUUUUAGUUUCUACUGGCCAAGAAGUCAAAUAUGACCUGCUCGUAAGCAAUGCCAUCCAGUUCUUGGCUUCGGUUUGUGAAAGACCACACUAUAAGCAUCUAUUUGAAGACCAGAAUACACUCACUAGCAUUUGUGAGAAGGUCAUUGUGCCCAACAUGGAGUUCAGAAGUGCAGAUGAGGAGGCGUUUGAGGAUAACCCGGAAGAAUACAUCCGAAGAGACCUUGAAGGAUCUGACAUUGACACUCGUCGCAGGGCGGCAUGUGACUUAGUGAGAGGCCUUUGCAAAUUUUUUGAGGGUCCUGUCACAGCAAUCUUCUCUGGCUAUGUGAGCUCAAUGCUGGCAGAGUAUGCAAAGAACCCUCAAGGGAACUGGAAACACAAAGAUGCUGCCAUCUAUUUGGUCACAUCACUAGCAUCUAAAGCCCAGACACAAAAGCAUGGGAUAACACAAGCCAAUGAGUUGGUGAAUCUGACAGAUUUUUUUGUAAACCACAUUCUGCCAGAUUUAAAAUCCCAAAAUGUUAAUGAGUUCCCUGUGCUGAAAGCUGAUGCUAUCAAGUAUGUUAUGAUCUUCAGAAGCCAGCUUCCUAAGGAACAGCUGCUGCAGGCAAUCCCUCUACUGAUAACUCACCUGCAGGCAGAGAGCACAGUGCAGCACACUUACACUGCCCAUGCUUUGGAGAGGCUGUUCACUAUGAAAGGCCCUAACAACACCACACUUGUCACACCUGCAGAGAUGGCACCUUUUACUGAACAGCUGCUCAACAACUUGUUCAAGGCACUGGCUCUUCCAGGUUCUGCAGAAAAUGAAUACAUCAUGAAAGCCAUCAUGCGCAGCUUCUCCCUGCUGCAGGAGGCCAUUGUUCCCUACAUCCCCACUCUGAUUGCUCAGCUCACUCAUAAGCUCCUCUUAGUCAGCAAGAAUCCCAGCAAGCCCCAUUUUAACCACUACCUGUUUGAGUCCCUGUGCUUGUCUGUGCGGAUCACCUGCAAGGCCAACCCCUCUACUGUCAGCAGCUUUGAGGAAGCACUCUUCCCUGUCUUCACUGAGAUCCUUCAGAAUGACGUGCAGGAGUUUCUUCCAUACCUGUUCCAGGUGAUGUCCCUUCUCCUAGAGCUCUACUCCGGCUCUGUUCCCUACAUGGCUUUGUUUCCUCACCUGCUGCAGCCUGUGCUUUGGGAACGGACAGGAAAUAUCCCCCCUCUGGUGCGCCUGCUCCAGGCCUACCUGGAGAAAGGAAGUGCCACUAUUGCCAGCUCUGCUACAGAUAAAAUACCUGGUUUGCUUGGAGUUUUCCAAAAGCUUAUUGCUUCGAAGGCCAAUGAUCACCAGGGUUUCUACCUUCUUGGCAGCAUCAUAGAGCACAUGCCCCCAGAAUCAAUCACUCAGUACAGGAAACAGAUCUUUAUUUUGCUCUUCCAGAGGCUACAAAGCUCCAAAACCACCAAGUUCAUCAAGAGCUUCUUGGUAUUUAUCAACCUGUAUUGUGUCAAAUAUGGAGCUAUUGCACUUCAUGAGAUUUUUGAUAGCAUCCAGCCAAAAAUGUUUGGUAUGGUGCUGGAGAAAAUAGUGAUUCCAGAGGUUCAGAAGGUUUCUGGAACAGUUGAGAAGAAGAUAUGUGCUGUUGGCAUUACAAAAAUCCUUACAGAGUGUCCUGCUAUGAUGGACACGGAGUACACUAAACUCUGGGCCCCGCUUCUCCAGGCCCUCAUUGGUCUGUUUGAGUUGCCAGAAGAUGACAGCAUCCCAGAUGAUGAGCACUUCAUUGACAUUGAAGACACACCAGGCUAUCAGACUGCAUUCUCACAGCUGGCAUUUGCUGGGAAGAAGGAGCGCGACCCGAUCGGAGAUGCUGUCGGCAACCCCAGGAUCCUGCUGGCGCAGUCGCUCCACAAGCUUUCUACUGCCUGUCCAGGAAGGGUUCCCUCGAUGCUGAGCACCAGUCUGAAUGCAGAGGCCCUCCAGUUCCUGCAGGGGUACUUGCAGGCAGCCAAUGUGCAGUUGGUUUGAAAUUGAUAUGAUGGUGCUCAAAUAAUUUGGAGACCACAACACACUGCAGGAAUAGCCACAGUGGCCCCAGGUCACACAGCAAAACAAACCUGCUUCAGCUGAACUUGUCUUUACAGGUUUGGUUUGACUUGGCAGUUUUAAUGGAUUUGCCAGAGGAAUGAUCAUUCAGUCUGAACUUAAUUGGUAUCUCUGAUUUAAAGUUUUUUUUUAGGACAUGAUUAAAGUUGACAUAACUGAAUGUCUGUUUGUGUUUGGGCCCUUGAUUUGCUGUGCGGCACAAAACUAAGGAUUUGAUGAUCAGGUUCUGAUACAGUUAUUUGUGUCAACAGAGGGAAAUUUCAAUAGUAUUGUGGAAUAUCUGAAAUAUAUGGGAGGCGUUUCCUAAGUGCUUUUUCUGUAUGUUUGAAUUCCUUUUUACAGUUAUUUAGGCAGUAAUCUGUGGCUCAAACAUGUUGUGUAAUAUUUUUGUUGCAUGUUUCCUGUAGUUUUGUUCAUAUCUAGUCAUUGUUUCUGCACUAUUUGCUAAGAUGAUUAAAAAGGCACUUGUA